Messenger RNA from Musca vetustissima, 883 nucleotides. It is a transcript of the gene SpdS, whose product is annotated as spermidine synthase. Gene Ontology annotation, cellular component: cytosol. Lineage: Eukaryota; Metazoa; Arthropoda; Insecta; Diptera; Muscidae. The coding region runs from base 11 to 883 and encodes 290 amino acids. The transcript is spliced from 2 exons. Gene Ontology annotation, molecular function: spermidine synthase activity. The record is from RefSeq and is a predicted model, not a curated record. Gene Ontology annotation, biological process: spermidine biosynthetic process.
UAGUAACAUAAUGGACGCAAUACAAAACGGUUGGUUCAGUGAAAUACAAAAUGAGUUAUGGCCGGGCCAAAGCUUUUCAUUACAAGUGAAAAAUGUUCUUCAUAAAGAAAAAUCGAAGAUUCAGGACAUACUUAUAAUUGAGACAGAAACCUACGGAACCUGUCUUGUAUUGGAUGGCAUUAUUCAAUGCACUACAAGAGAUGAAUUUUCAUACCAAGAAAUGAUUUCAUUUCUACCUCUAUGCUCUCAUCCAAAUCCCGAGAAAGUUCUUAUUGUUGGUGGCGGUGAUGGUGGUGUAGCACGUGAAGUUUCCAAACAUCCAAAAGUUAAGGAGGUGCACCAAAUUGAAAUAGACGACCGUGUUGUGGAUUUGUCCAAAAAAUUCCUUCCAAGAAUGGCUAGUGGAUUUAGUAGCCCCAAAUUAAAACUUAUGAUAGGCGAUGGCUUCCAAUAUAUGAAAGAGCAUAAAGAUGAAUUCGAUGUUAUUAUUACGGAUAGUUCAGACCCAAUUGGUCCUGCAGAAAGUCUAUUUAAUGAAAGCUACUUUGGACUUAUGAAAACAGCUUUGAGGGAAGGCGGAAUAGUGUGUUCCCAGGGUGGAAGUUUUUGGCUCGACCCUGAACAUGUAAAACACGUGUUAUCAGGUUGCCGGGUCCAUUUCCCAAAUGUAUCGUAUGCUGUUACUUCAAUCCCAUCAUAUCCUUGUGGACAUAUUGGAUUUGUUAUCGGUUGUUUGGACGAACGACGUGAUUUGAAGACGCCCAUUCAAAAGUUUAAUUCGGAAGAAAUUGAUGCAAUGGACUUAAAGUACUACACGAGUUCCAUUCAUAGAGCUUCCUUCACUCUUCCUCGAUGGAUUGAGAAAUAUUUUUAUGAAAUGUAA